Messenger RNA from Adineta steineri, 2370 nucleotides. The record is from the annotation of a GenBank genome assembly. Lineage: Eukaryota; Metazoa; Rotifera; Eurotatoria; Adinetida; Adinetidae.
AUGGCUUCGUUCGAACCAAUUGUAGUGAUAUUUGGAUGUAGUGCAAGCAUUGCAGGUGCUAAUUUACGAUUACCUGUAUCAUCCUUAUUUGCAUUUAAUACUACAUCGCUUGAGCAAAUUGUAAAUGUUAGCCCACAAUUAUCAGACAUAUGUUUACAACGAUAUUUUAUAAUUCUUCUUGAUUCCAUUGACAACGAUCUUUUGUUACAAUUUGAAGCAAAUCAUCGUAUAGUAUCUAUAUAUAGACGAGACAUAAUAUGUGAUAAUAGUCAAGGUGAUUUAAAUCGAAUGACAAAUUCAUUUCGACAAUUAACAUUAGAUUUAACAAAUGAUAUUAUUCGUUUUUUAACAUUGGAAGGUGAAAAACAAAUUAAAUUGGAACGAAUAUCUUUAGUGAAAAUUUAUUAUAAACAAGCACGAGUUUUGAAAGAAUGGGCUAUGUCACUUUUCAAAGCUGAACCUUGUCAUAUUCUUCUUAUUUCUUUGAAUAGUAGUCAAGAAAAUAUCGAUAGUGCUCAACAGAGAUUACAGAAAGUUUGUAAUAAGCUUGGCUAUACUUCAACGAUCAUUCGUCAAUUGAACGAUUAUAUACCAAAUAGUGAUAGACAUUUAUCACUUUUACCAUAUGCUAAACUACUUUUCAAUCAUGAUAACCCACAUUAUAUGUGUCGACUUAUUAAAGAAUUAUCACCCAUUCGAUUUUAUUUAUAUGGCAAUAAAUUAUGUAAUAUAAGUGAAUGGAGUAAAUUGAUGAUUUCAUCUGAACAAGCAAUCAUGGAUGAUGAAGAUAAUUGGUGUGCAUUUCUUGAAAAUGAACAUGUUGAUGAUGAAGUCAAAUGGAAUUUUGGUUUUAUAUUUGGUCGAGAUUGGAAAGUUAAACGAGUAGCACCACUUAACUUUAAUUAUUUGGAUGAAAACCCACGAUUUCAAUCGGCACUUCAUCGAGCUUACAAUACGUUUGCUGAACGACAAAUGGAAGUUACAGCAGAAAUAUUUGAUUGGUAUGAAGAUUGUAUUGCGCAAGAUUAUCUUCAUGCAGAACCUAAAUUGACUCCUGAACAAAAAGCAAGAAAAUCCACUGGACAGCGCACCAGAUUUACCUUCGAAUGGUCCGAAAAACAACGCUUUCGAUAUUUGUCUUCUUUUAACUAUUCGCAAUUAGAUUCUUCAAAGCACAAAUCGAUUUCAUUUAUCUGGUUGGAUGAGAUAUUGAAUGAUUCGGACGAUGAACUCAAUCAAGCGAUUAAACCAUAUCAAUGGAACUUUUUCAAUAGAGUGUCAAAUUGUAUAUCAUUCAUUGAACGACAAUUACGUGAACAGCGAUAUAUCUUUCUAAUUGUUUCAGGAACACUUGGUGAAGAAUUAUAUUCCACAGGUUUAUGUUUAAUGAAACAAAUUUUUGCUGCAUAUAUUUAUUGUGCUCAUCUUGGCUCACAUUUGGAAUGGAGUAGAGGAUAUUCAGAAAUUCAUGGAGUUUAUAAUAAUUCUAAAACACUUGCUAACAAAUUAAAACAAGAUAUUGAUAAACUUCAACUACCUUUAGAUGAACAUGAAACUAAAUGGUAUACUGAAUCAUAUACUACUGAUCAACAUUGUUUUAUACAAAAAGAUGAAAAUACACAAUUACCAAUUCCACUACCAUUGACUGUUUAUAAUUCAGAACAAGCUCAUGUAUUCAUAGCUCAUCAGAGAACAAUUGAUACUCUUCUUUGUAUGCCACAAACAUUGGAAUCACAAGCAGAAAUGUUUGCUGAAUUUCGUCGUAUAUAUAAUGAUAAUCAAGUAACUCUUGCUGCUAUUGAUAAUUUCGAAAAAACUUACCAUUGGAAUGCAGCUGUACAGUGGUACACACGUGAUUCUUUUAUUUGCAGAACAAUUAAUCAUGCACUUCGAACAAGUAAUGCUGAUACGAUGUUUAAACUAAGAUAUAUUCUUACUGAUAUGUGUGCUCAUUUGAAUGAAUCAGGCCGGCAAAGAUAUACAAUUUAUCGACCAUUUAGAGAAGACAUAUUUUAUCGAGGUCAAUCAAUGUCAAAUGAAGAAUUUAAUUCUUUCAAAGAUCUUCGAGGUAGUAUCAUAUCGAUUAAUACAUUUUUAUCAACAACAACAUCAAUGCAAGUUGCUCUUAUGUAUGCCGGGAAAUUUCAUGAAAAUCCCGAUUUGAUCUCAGUAAUAUUUAGCAUUGAAGCAAAUUCACAAGCACGAACGCGUCCAUAUGCUAAUAUAUCACAGUAUUCAAUGUUUCCCGAUGAAGAUGAAGUUCUAUUUGCCAUGGGUAGUGUCUUUCAAAUCUGUAAUAUUCGUGAAUUGCCAGAUUCAAACAAUAUUUGGAUUAUACAUUUAAAAAUGGCCAAUCUAGGAGAUUAUUAG